AUGACACUUGGCUCCGAACGUUUGGAAGGCGCGACCGCGAGUCCGAGGCGCUUCCAGUGUGCAAAAUGCGGCCGGUGUUACUCCAAGCUCGAGCAUUUGAACAGGCACGAACGAACGCAUACGAACUCGAGGCCGUAUCGUUGCGAUGAGUGUGGUAGAAGGUUUGGUCGUCAGGAUGUGUUGUCGCGACAUGCAAAGCUCCAUUCCCAGAAACAGUCCGAAUCCCUCUCCGGGCCCUCGAGCGCCCAGCAGCCGUCCUAUACCGAACAAAAUCAAUCCUCACCUGGCGAGGGACAAGCCUUCGCAGCCCAAACCGCAGCUGUGCCCACCCCACCCGAUGAUAUCGCACCUCAUGCGACCUUCGAAGACUCGGAUGGCCUGUUGGACUGGCUUAUGUCAGGGCUUAAUGACCACACUGCUCUCCCUCUACCCUUUACUGAUCUCCCGGGGAUCAACACUUCGCUGAACAUGGGCAAUGUCACACUAUUCGGGGAACAGCAAGCACAUGGCGGCGAUCCGGCACCUGAGGCAAGGGGCGUUCAGCAAUUGUUCAAGCUGAUUGACGACACGGCCAAGCGGCUUGGCUCGGAUAUUGAAAACAAUAGGAUCACAUCGCAAUUUCUCGACUCGUGUCUGCAUGAGUUCUUUCAACGAGUUCAACCCGCCUUUCCAGUAAUCCAUGCGCCGACGUUCUCGUCGCCGAAGACAAUCGCACCGCUGCUACUCAACAUGGUUGCUCUAGGAUCAUUAUUCGUAUGCGUCCCGAACAGCGUGCAAAAUGGAGAACUCCUCUGGCGCCUGGGACACACCGCCGUCGCUACCUCAUGGCGAACAUUGAUCACCUGGCGCGGUCCCCAUGACACAUGCGACGGCGUUCAACUGGUGUUGACGGCGCUGCUCGGCCAGACGUAUGCGCUAUUAUCAUCCAACCCAGAUAUACGUACGACUGCAUUCGUAUUUCACGGGCUAGGAUUCUACUGGGCAAGGACGUGCGGGAUGUACUCGGUUGAAACUCGACACUUCCAAGUAUGUGAUGGGGAUUUACCACAAUCGGAGAAACAAUAUCUAUGGGAGCAGUGGGCCGCGGCUGAGGUCCAGCGCAGAGCAGUGUUGGGACAUUAUAUCCUGGACGGACUCAUCUCGCAAGCAUCUGGAUCGCCGACGAGUGCCCGGCAUAUGAUAAACAAACUUGGCGCCGCGUCUUCGGAUGCAGCUUUUGAGGCAACGACAUCAGACGGGUGGCUGGAGGAGAUGUUGCGCUCAAGGCAGGAUCACCCGCCAAUGUCGAAAGUGUAUACGGCCAUCCUCAACCCACAAUACAGACAGUCUCCCCUGAACCUGUCGUCUUUCUCGGCGGCGGUUGUUAUCGAGGGGCUCCAGUCUCUUGUUGCUGAGAGCCACGAGGUUGCCGAUAAUUGUCCUGGUGUUGUUGCGAGAGAGGAAAUAAUUCGCGGACUGCUCAACGUCUACCGCGUGCAUGUAUCAUUUGCCUUGGCCCAUGAAAAAAGGGUGAUCCGUUGGCACAACGUUUGUAUGGAAAUGGCGGCACCAUCGACGUCUCUAUAUAGUGCUUUAUGUGCCAUGUUUGACGUUCCGUUCCUGCUGAGCGGAAUUUCGGCAGCUUCUGCAGUCCAGAAUCUGGAUCUACGACACUGGGUGAGUAGCCCAGAUUCCAUCCGGGCAUUCCUGCAUGCCUUAGCCAUUGUUCGCCUGGUUCGCCACCUUCCGUUCGCAGACUCGCACUCCCCGCAUGUUCCAAUUGCUAUCUUUGCGUCUGCCAUAGUAAUGAGCACAAUCUGGCUGUUUGGAACAACUACUCUGGAGGUGCCCGUCUCUCCCCGAUGGGAGGAUGUCUGGACGCAGUGCCCACUCGACUCUGCCGGUAAUCAGGGCCUCUCAACUCCCGAAGGCCAGAACACGAGUGACUUCUUGCAUGCUCUCAACAGCAGUUCCUCCGGAAAGACAGUCUCGGUCCAUCUGCCUAGUGAGAUCAAUUUCCUUCAACUGGCCCUGCAGACCGGCACAUCGCGCUGGGGAAUAUCCCAACAAAUGGAAAACGUCGUGCAACACCUGGUUGCAAUAAGUCAGGAGCGCCAAUGA
Messenger RNA from Aspergillus calidoustus, 2100 nucleotides. NCBI's taxonomy places the organism in Eukaryota, Fungi, Ascomycota, Eurotiomycetes, Eurotiales, Aspergillaceae. The record is from the annotation of a GenBank genome assembly.